Drosophila teissieri is the source of this 4874-nucleotide messenger RNA. RefSeq names its product protein FAM13A. Bases 2251 to 4650 code for a protein of 799 amino acids. The transcript has 4 exons. Lineage: Eukaryota; Metazoa; Arthropoda; Insecta; Diptera; Drosophilidae. The record is from RefSeq and is a predicted model, not a curated record.
GUCCGGUGUGGUUCACAAUUUUCUUUCUGUCGCACCGUUCGCACUUCCUCUAUCCGUGUAUGUGUUCGUGUGCGUGCGAGUGAGUGUAGGAAAGUCAGCAGUAACAACAAAUACCCAAGAGAGCGAGAGAGCAGAAAAAUCCGCCGAAAAUUAGCUAUGGAUAAACAGAAUGCAAAAAUGUAUGCAAUUUCCGUCAUAAGUUCGCUCAUUGAGAUUCGCAAUUGAAAUUCACUUCGCCGAAAUGAAAAUGAACCCAAUGAGCAUUUAGUCAAGUGAGAGCGAGCGAGAGAGAUGCGCCGCCAAGUUAACCGUUUCAUUUGCAACGUCAUCGUCAUCUGAAGAGUACCGCCGAAGGAAAAGGAAAGAGAGCGCGCGAGCGCAUUACGCCCUUGUUUACACGCCCAUUUCACAACUCCCCCGAAAGGAAACAUCAUCCAAGGACCUCCUAAGGACGCAUAUCAGACCGCUAUUUUGAUAAUUAAUGCAAAGGAAUCCGAAUUAAGAAAGCCAGCCAUAAAAGAGUCUGCGCAAAGAGAGAGCGCACAGAGAAAAAGAAGCAGAGAGCAAAGAUAAAAAGAGCGAGCGCCGCUUCGUUGGGCUCCAAAAUCACAUCGUGCAGCUCCCAUUUGGAAAAAUUGCGUCUCGCGACACAACGUGCGUCCAAGUCAGCGGAAAGUUUUUUCGAUUCGCGGCCCGGUCAUUGAAUUUGUAUAUGCGUUUGUGCGUUAAAAAACUCCAGUUUCUGUAGAUAUUUGUCAUUGAGACAAAUCGGCAGCCAUAAGCUAACCCAUAAACCCAAUUUAUCUAGUGCGACCCGUGCUAAAUAUCGAUUUUUUUCGGCUAAUGCGCGUCGAUGACCUCGCACACAGCAACAACAGCAACAAUUGAGAGCUAAAAGCUGCAAGUACACGCAGAGAAACAACAAAAACGAAAUAAAAGCACUCCAAAGCUGUGUCUAAGUUUUUAAAGUAAGCCAAACACAAACGCUUUACAUAAUUGCCCCAGUGCCAAAAGCGGCAGCCACAACAAAAACAACGAAGAAGAAAACAACGGCGUUGCAAGGGGGAAAACUCUCGAUUGAAAGAAGAAGCAGAGGAGGCAGAACAAGAAGGCGGAGAAGAGUCCCCGAAAAGAGCGGCAGCCGAAAACCGCAAAGACACAUGCUCAGAUACCGUCUCGUGUCCACUCACUUCCUCAAGCAGCCGUAGUGUGCGAGCGAGCUAGACAGCCAUACCCAUAGAGGGGGGGGACCGAGAACGAGCACGAGAGCGCGAGCGAGAGAGUGUGGGUGUAACUGCGAAUGCACUUGCAACUGCAAUUUUGAGAGAGAGUGACAGCGAGAGCGAGCGAUCGCAGGAUACGAUUGUGCUAUAAAAGUGCGACAGGUGUUCUCUGCCUGCCCAUUCACCGUUAGUCGUCGUCGGUAACUCAUUUAGUUCCAGAGAGAUCCUCUUUACUUCCCAGAAAGAGGCAGGAGCAAGGAGCGAACAAAAGAAAAGGGGAGGAAACUCAAACUUGCCAGCGAGAAAGAGAGGGAGAGAGAGAGAGAGAGAGAGAGAGAGAGAGAAGGAAUUCGCAUCCGAUCCGGCACUAAAAUCCAGUCACAACGUAUUCGCUAGGAGUGCUACGCCAUUUGGGUCUGAGCUAUAGUCUAGAUAGCGAAAAUGUGCAGAGAUCGCGAUAUGAGUUUGUCGUAGAUCAGCGCAACCGUCGUUACAAGGUCAAGAAAAAAAUUAAGCUCAAGAGCGAGUAGAAAGGUGAGCGGGCAAGAGCCCAAGGGGCCCCAAAAACCAAAAGAAACAGCACGAUUGCGUUACCGAUUGCGUGAGAUUGCGAAAUCCUGGACCACCAGCAGCCAGCAGCCACAAUAACCAGAUCUAGCUACCAUACCAAAGUUAACAAUAAUAGCAAAAGGCCACAACAGCAAAGUAAUAGUUAAAUUAUCUCUAAGGACUCCGUCACCCCUUCCACUUCCAUUUCGAGUGCGCGUGUGAAUCAACGGCAAUGUGACUAUCCUGCCACUCGGCAUCCCAACGGUUCUAGCCGGUUCGAAAACGUAUCUUCAGCUUCGGGCCAAGUGAUUUCGCGCACCCUUCGGUCUUCAGUUCGAUUUGGUACCCUCCGUAUCCUUUUUCCACCACCAGUCGAACGGAAAACGACGUGCAACUGGCGAACGUACGGGGAAAAACCAGCAAGAUUGAAGACUUUGGGAGAAAUCUUUGGAAGUCCGUUAAGGCUUGCAUUUGCGGCAUGCGCCAUCCCACAACUGGGCUGAACGAAGACGACCUGAGUCGUCUCACUGGUUCAUCAUCGUCGACGGCUUCGUGCGGCAGCGCAGCAUCCUCAUCAUCGUCCUCAUCCUCGUCGUCCUCGAAUCCCGCUGACCGGCAUGAGGUGGUCUGCAGUCCGGAGAAGCCAACGCCGACGGGCACGGACAAGAGCCACCUGAACAGCGGCUUCAACUCCACCUACCUGCCGGAGAUCAUUCAUCCGGCUCUGGAAUGGCAGAAGUCAUCGCGCAAGCGCAAGGAGCGCCUGGACAGCAACUCGGCCUUUGGCCAGGAUCGAAAGCUGCAGCGCAGCAACAGCGAGGAGCUGCUCACAGAACCGGCGGCCAUCGUUUCUUCCACGGCCCAGGUGGCGGCCAAUCUUCUGGAGGCGCAGUGUGAGGUUAUUCGCCGAGUUUCUUCCGAGGAUUUCAAACGCACGGCCAGCUACGCCAACUAUCGGCAGGAGUUCGAACGGGAACAGGAGGAGUGCUCCGAGCUGGGCGAGAACAAUGCCUCGUUGGCGAACCUGCCGACAGGCGAAGCAGCCAAGGAGCGUCCACGUCUGGAGACAAGCCCCGCUCGCCAGCCACCAAAGGAGGCUAGCGAUGACUCCGAGUGCGAGCACGAAAGGCGACGCAGCAGUGAGCGUUUCUGCAAGUCCCGCCAGCCGCCGGUGCGCAAGUCUGGGGUGGCCAAGAAGGGCGGCGGAGGCAGUGGCUCCAAGUAUCUGCCAUCCCGACGGGAUGAGCAAAGCGCCUACAAGUACGACUUGUCGGCAUUGAAGUACGAACGCAGAGGUUUCAUCAGCAGCAGGAAACAGCAGCAGAAUCAAACGCAACCAAUGCAGUCCGCUGCAGAUCACAACGACAACAACUUGAUAGACUUCCAUCAGCAGCAAAAGGAGCUGCAGUCGAAGAGGAGCGCCAGUAUUUCCCCCACACCCACCACCAGCUCCUCGGCGGGCAGCGAUGACAGCACGCCCACUUCCAAUGCCCCCGCGCCCAUUAAAGCCAAACCUCAGAGGCAGCAGCAGAGCCUGGAUCUCACCUCCGCGCAGGAGUCCCUGCCCUGGGAGCGUGGCGAUGAACCGGCGCCCAUUCUGAGCCGGAGAUACGCCCACUCCCGACCACAUAUCGGUGGCAAUCUGGAUGCAGCCGCCAAGCUGGCCAAGGUCAUGCCAUAUCCCCAGCAGCUGCCCAAGCAGGCAGCCACCGUGCAGCUGCACUCGGACAUCACCGACAUGGACUGCUGCCUGGAGCCCAUGGAUGCAGUGCGAGCGUUCAGUUCGCUGGAGAAUAUGCGCACCCGCGAUGUUAUGCAACAAGUGUUGCCCGCCAUGAUGGGGGCAUUCCAAACGCCCGAGGAUCGAGUGAAGGCCAUCAACAGGCGAGUGACCGUGCUGAAGAAGAAGCUGGUCCAGCUGGAGGAGUCCCUGGAGCAGCGGCUGGGCUACCGGCCAUCUCAGGCGGAGCGGCUGAACGACAAGUACAUGAAGAACGCCCUGGCGGAGUUGAGCAAGCUGCGCAAGGAACGGCACGAGCUCAAGACUGAUCCCAUCGCAGCUCUGGGUCUGAAGGUGGGCAGCGGCGGAGGCGCCGGCAUCGGUGGCCAGGAGGUCGCCAAGAAGCUGGAGCGCAUGAAGGCCACCCUCGCUGAAAUCGAACAGAAUCUGAACGAGAAACGCGUGAAUGGCCGUCGCUCCGAGCAGCUGGAGGAUCUGAAUGCCGACCAACUGGUGCAGGAGAAGAGCGCCGUGCAGCAUGGACUGCUGUACUUUGAGAGCCUCUAUGGUCAUCCCAUCACCAAGGAGGAGCGCGAUGCCGCCCGCCCGCUCUACGAUCGCUAUCGGCAGCUGAAGCGUCUGGUGUCGCGCACCGUGAUGUUCGGAGCGGGCACCGGGAUACCCGAGUUGCCCACAAUCCUGGAGCACGAGGCUAUGGUGUUUGAGGCCACUUCCACUCCGCUGCAGUAUUCGUCGAACAACAGCACAGAGACCACCAACUCGCCCAGCGACUCCAAUGCCCCGAAUACUCUCACCCAGAAUGCUUCCUCCGACGAGUCGACGACGACCACCACCACGUUGACGGGUCCGGCAACGGGAAACUCGGCCACAAGCCAGGAGAACCAGGCCGCCAGCGAGAACAUCGCCGCACUGAGUGUGGACCAACUGUGGGAGCAGCUGGAUCGUGCCCGCGAUGAGAAAUCCCUGCUGAAGUCCACCAUUCGGGAGUACGAGUCGCUGUUUGAGGAGCAGAAUGGACGGAAGAUGCUCAAGCAGGAUCGCCGUUCGCUGGAGACGGAAACCUAUGCCCAGUACAAGGAGAAGAAGGCCAAGGUGCGGCUACUGCAGGCCCUGAUCAAGAAGCAUAUUGGGCAUUAGACUACAGAUAUCCUACUUCCAUUCAUCCACGCAUGCAAAACUAUUUAUUUCAUACCCAACCAAACAAAUACAGACCUAGAUCUAUACAAAUUACAUGUAGUUUUUGGACUUAUAUUUACCAUAUAUUCUAUAAUGAUACAUUUUAUGAAUAUUGUUGAUUCCUUAUUGUUUUUUGAAAACAUCUAUUGAGUAAUUGUAAUAAAAAGAAAGAAAAUUAAAUUUUA